Messenger RNA from Papaver somniferum (opium poppy), 807 nucleotides. Its product is annotated as NADH dehydrogenase [ubiquinone] iron-sulfur protein 4, mitochondrial-like. The transcript has 5 exons. Gene Ontology annotation, biological process: electron transport chain. Bases 57 to 533 code for a protein of 158 amino acids. The record is from RefSeq and is a predicted model, not a curated record. NCBI's taxonomy places the organism in Eukaryota, Viridiplantae, Streptophyta, Magnoliopsida, Ranunculales, Papaveraceae.
AAAAAUGAAAUAAACACGAGAAAUAAAUUGGAUUGAAGAAAAACCAGGUCUCAAAGAUGACCAACACUCUUCAACGAAGCUCUAGGGUUGCUUUUCAUAAUGUCCGAUCAGCUCUAUUCUCUGCUUCGUCUUCAAGAUCUUUCUCAUCAGAUGCAUUGGUAGAGAUUAAGGCUGGUGAGAUCGGGAUGGUUUCCGGUAUCCCUCAAGAACAUCUCCAUAGAAGGGUUGUAAUCUACUCACCUGCUAGGAGUGCUACCCAACAAGGUUCUGGGAAAGUUGGAAAAUGGAAGAUCAAUUUCAUGUCGAACCAGAAGUGGGAAAAUCCUUUGAUGGGCUGGACAUCAACUGGGGACCCAUAUGCCAAUGUUGGCGAUGCUGCACUUAGCUUCGAAAGUGAAGAAGCUGCAAAAUUCUUUGCGGAGAAACAUGGAUGGGAGUACGUGGUUAAGAAGCACCAUACACCACUUUUGAAGGUUAAGGCUUAUGCAGACAACUUCAAGUGGAAGGGUCCUCCACCUGCUGAGGAAAAAUAAUUUGUUUGUACUCUUCUUGAUUAUUGAUAUGUGCGUGCUUUGUGUAUGAGCUUAUAGGAAUAGAGGGGCGAUUUUAACAAUACAGAACAGAACCAAAACAAAAGGGAUUGUUCUCCUUUGAAUUUGUUGUUGUUUUCGUUGUGUUUCUUUGUCCUCUGCUAAUAACGGUUAAAUCUAAUUCUUAUUCGCUCACAACAAGCUUUAAUAAAUAGAAACUGGCAGAACUUAACUCCUCUGCGAUGGAGCCUGAGUUGCCUGACUUAUGAUUUCUCUA